AUGAAUGAAGCACAGAUAGCCCAUUCUAACCUAAAUGUGAACUCCCAGCAGAAGUACAAACCAAAGAGGAAUAUUAAGAAUGCACUUCAUUCAAAUGAAUUGUCAAUCAUUGCACAGAGACAAAAUACACCAAAACAUCCUAAGAAGCACCAAAACACAGCAGAAGACAUACCAGGUGAAGAGAGUUUCUCACCUUCUCCAUGGAGGGUCAUCUCUAGUGUGCUUGGUGCCACGUGCCUUCUACUGAUGGCUGCAGCCACGGUGGUGACCAUUUUAACUACGAAGUUGUCUUCUGAAAGAACAUCUUCCAUGAUCCAUCAAAAAGAGUCUCAGCAUCCCUGUCCGGAGAACUGGGUCUGGUUCAGAUGCAGCUGCUACUACUUCUCCAAGGAAAAGCUAAUUUGGAGAGAGAGUCAGCGUGCCUGCUUGUCUCGCAAUUCCAGUCUCAUAAGGAUAAACAGAGAGGAGAUGGAUUUCUUCACUUUGAAAUCUUUCUUUUGGGUUGGAGGUUACUAUAGUGAAAUUAGCAAACGGUGGCUGUAUGAAAACCAUUCGUAUCUACCCUGGGAGAUGUUUCCUUAUCUUGAAAUUAAUAUGAAAGGCCACUGUGCAUCUUACAAAUCAAAAGAAAUUUAUUUUGCUGAAAACUGUACACAUAAACUGACAUACAUCUGCAAGAAGCAGCAUAUUUAA
This is a messenger RNA of Acomys russatus (golden spiny mouse), 693 nucleotides long. Its product is annotated as killer cell lectin-like receptor subfamily E member 1. The record is from RefSeq and is a predicted model, not a curated record. The transcript is spliced from 6 exons. NCBI's taxonomy places the organism in Eukaryota, Metazoa, Chordata, Mammalia, Rodentia, Muridae. The coding region runs from base 1 to 693 and encodes 230 amino acids. Gene Ontology annotation, biological process: stimulatory C-type lectin receptor signaling pathway; positive regulation of natural killer cell mediated cytotoxicity.